Arabidopsis lyrata subsp. lyrata is the source of this 693-nucleotide messenger RNA. Its product is annotated as GDSL esterase/lipase At5g08460-like. Bases 1 to 693 code for a protein of 230 amino acids. The transcript is spliced from 5 exons. Lineage: Eukaryota; Viridiplantae; Streptophyta; Magnoliopsida; Brassicales; Brassicaceae. The record is from RefSeq and is a predicted model, not a curated record. Gene Ontology annotation, molecular function: hydrolase activity, acting on ester bonds.
AUGAUGAUGUCUUGCACAGUACAAUCAUUAGUGCUUGUUCCAUGGUUUCUAGUAGUAGUAGGACUUGCCGGUGGAGAAGUCUCAUCCGAGACGGCAAUGUUUCCGGCGAUGUUUGUGUUCGGAGACUCGUUGGUGGACAACGGAAACAAUAACCACUUGAACUCAUUGGCUAGGUCCAACUAUCUCCCUUACGGCAUUGAUUUCGCCGGAAAUCAACCCACCGGUCGCUUCUCUAACGGCAAAACUAUCGUCGAUUUCAUGGGAGAGUUGCUAGGGCUGCCGGAGAUACCCGCAUUUAUGGACACGGUGGACGGAGGAGUGGAUAUUCUCCAGGGAGUGAACUAUGCCUCAGCUGCCGGAGGAAUCUUAGAGGAAACCGCUUUGGCAGUUGGAACAUGGACACUCGGUCAGAAUCACAACAGAGGCAAUGAGAGUUUAGGGAGAGAUUCUGAGAUAGUAUUGAAGAUUGAAGAUCAUCAAAGCUACAAGGUACAAGCCGUUAGAGAAGACGGUGAUGCACCGGUGCUGCCGGGUGGUAGUCAAGACAUGCGUGGCUUGAUGGGUAAAAAGAAGGUAUAUUUGCUGAAAGUACGAUUGAAUUUCUCUGAAAUUGCUUUUGGGAUUGAAGAAGAAAAGAGAAUUGGAGAUUUUGAGGUCUCAAGAUUAUCUCAGUGGAUGAUGGAGGCAGAAUAA